This is a messenger RNA of Zerene cesonia (dogface butterfly), 1661 nucleotides long. It is a transcript of the gene Nasp, whose product is annotated as histone-binding protein N1/N2. Gene Ontology annotation, cellular component: nucleoplasm. Gene Ontology annotation, biological process: DNA replication-dependent chromatin assembly; CENP-A containing chromatin assembly. The coding region runs from base 213 to 1400 and encodes 395 amino acids. The transcript has 9 exons. Gene Ontology annotation, molecular function: histone binding. The record is from RefSeq and is a predicted model, not a curated record. NCBI's taxonomy places the organism in Eukaryota, Metazoa, Arthropoda, Insecta, Lepidoptera, Pieridae.
CGGUCGUCGGUUGGCCUGCGGCCAUCAUUCACGAUUUUGAUUCACGAAAGAUCUCUCGACACAUCUUCGAUUUCAUGACGCUGUCGGUAACAAAAUAAUUUAAUUUUCCACAUUAACUCAGUAUAUAUCUGAAUAGAAAAAACGAAAAGCGGAUUGGAGAUAAGCGCAACCCGUAAUAUUAAGUUAUUCUAGUCUUGAAUUUGUUUUUAAAGAUGGCUGACGUACCAGAAGUGACUACUUCUUCUCCAACGGAGUUGCUGGCUGUGGGGCGCAGAAAUCUCGCCGUGAGAGACUACGGGGCGGCUGUCGAGAGCUUAGCUAAGGCUUGUGAACUGCUAGCCAAGGAACAUGGCGACACUGCCGAUCAAUGUGCUGAGGCUUAUUUGUGGUAUGGCAAGGCUCUUCUUGGUUUAUCGAGGGAAGAAAAUGGUGUUCUUGGAGAUGGAAUGCCUGGAACAAACAAUGCUGAAGAAGAUGAUGAUGAAAAUGAUGAACAAGAAGAAAAUGGAGAUGAGGAUGCAAUGGAAGCAGAUGGGGAAGCUAAUGGAGAUGUCACUGAAAAGGAGAAAGAAGAUGAAGAACAGAGUGCAGCAGAAUCCACCACUAAAGAAGAAGCGGCCACAGCUCCAGAACCAGAGAGUAGUGUACAAGAUACUGAACAGCCUGGUACAUCCAAUGGAGAGGCAAAUGAUGAAUCAAUGGUAAACCUUGACAAUGAAGAUGAUGUUGACAAUCUACAGUUGGCUUGGGAAAUGUUAGAUCUCUCUAGAAGCAUACUAGAGCGCCGUGCCCAAUCAAAAGCGGAAGGAGUUCGCACGUUGCUGGCCGAUGUCCACCUCGCCCUCGGUGAAGUAGCUCUCGAGAGUGAGACAUAUGACAAGGCAGUUGUUGACAUGCUGAGCUGCUUAGAAAUACAAAAAGAGUUAUAUCGCAGUGAUGAUCGGCGCAUCGCUGAGACACAUUAUCAAAUUGGUCUCGCGAAUUCCCUCGCGUCCAACUUCGAAGACGCAAUCACGCACUUCAAGAACGCGGCGAACAUUCUAGAGACAAGAAUCAAAUCAUUGGAGAGUCCCACCGCAGCUACUGAAGACGCGACAGUUAAGAAAUACUCGUCAGCCGAUCCCUUCUAUUCAGUCGAGGGUGAAAUUAAGGAGUUAAAGGAACUUCUGCCAGAGAUACAGGAGAAGAUUCAGGACAUGAUGGAUUAUAAGGCGGAGACCAUAAAGAGAGUACGAGAAACGUUGUGUCCGUCAAACGGUGAGAAAUCUCAAAGCAACGGAGCCAGCUCAUCAUCAGAAGCGAAACCGAAGCCAGCGGCUUCCGACAUUUCACAUCUCAUCCGCAGAAAACGCAAGCCCAGCGAGACUGAAGAACCGGCACCUAAAAAAGUUAAUACGUGAAAUAGUUUUAACACCUAUCUCUGUAAAAUAAUUGUUGACUACGCUCUCAGUAGGGAGCAACAUUUGGUGUGAGUGCGAACUGACUGUAAACUGACACGUGAUAUGGCAUUUGACCAAAACGUUUUCGGAAUUUAACGUGUUUAUUUUGAAUACUGAAACGUUCCUUUUUAUAUUUAGGGACGACGUUAUUCUUCUAAUAUGUGAAGGUCAAUUUAAUAAACAAUGCGGUUUCAUAAUUAAUAACGUCUUAAGAUGAGUAAU